UUAACAAAAUGAACUGUUCGUUCGUUAUCGCGAUCGUGGCUGUGAUUGCUGCCGCUGCUACAGCCGCCCCAUCUCCCAAGGCCUCUCGGGAAGCGGUAUGUUACUACGGAAGCUGGGCCACAUACAGAGCCUGGCCGGGUGCCUACCACGUGGCUGACAUCGAUGCCUCUCUCUGCACGCACCUGGUCUACGCCUUCGCCGGCCUUGACGCCCAGUCAUUGGAAGUCAUCUCCCUAGACCCCUACAACGACCUUGAGGAAAACUGGGGCAAAGGAUCAUACAAGAAAUUUGCAGCCAUUGCCGCAAAAAAUCCGCAUGUGACCACGUUAUUGGCUGUUGGCGGAUGGAAUGAAGGUUCUCGCAAGUAUUCUGAUGUACGUAUUAAUCAAGGGGAA
Gryllus bimaculatus (two-spotted cricket) is the source of this 395-nucleotide messenger RNA. NCBI's taxonomy places the organism in Eukaryota, Metazoa, Arthropoda, Insecta, Orthoptera, Gryllidae. The record is from the annotation of a GenBank genome assembly.